UUGUUUGGUGUAACUUACAGUAAAAAAAUACACUUUAAAACCCUUUACUGCAUUAUCUGAUGUAAUAGUUUCUUUAGUCUAUCAUAGGAGUUUAAACUGGAUUAUAAUACUGAAGGAUAAAAGAAGAUGUUUUUCUCUCAACUUCAAGGUGUCGCAAUAGUUGUCUUGCUGAUGACCCGUAUUAACGCAGAAAUAACCACAUCUGUAGAUUGCAAUUCUGAUGCCAAUGCCUGUAGUGUUGAUGGUAAUAGUGAAUGUGAUACGACAAGCGGAAGAUGUAUUUGCAAAAGUGGAUUUGCAGUUAUAGACACAAAAUGCGUAGCAAUUAUCACAUCGGUAGAUUGCAGUUAUGAUAACAAUGCCUGUACUGUUGAUGGUAAUAGUAUAUGUGAUGCGCAUACCGGUAAAUGCGUUUGCAAUAUUGGAUAUGCAGUUUUUUUUAAAACAAAAUGCGAAGAUAUAGACGAAUGCACUGCAAAUACGGACAACUGUGAUAGUACAAAUGGCGGAUGCACGAACAGUGCAGGAUCAUUUACUUGUUCGUGUAACACUGGAUAUAACCUGGAGGCUGAUGGUUUUACAUGUACAGCAAUAAUCACAUCAGUAGCGUGUAAUGAUGACAGUGACUGUAGUGUUGAUGACAAUAGUCAAUGUGAUACGACUAACGGUAAAUGUGUAUGUAAACUUGGAUUUGCAAUAACAGGAACAAAAUGUGAACAAAUAACCACAUCGAUGGAUUGCAGUUCUGAUGUCAAUGCCUGUAGUGUUGAUGGUAAUAGUGAAUGUGAUACGACACGCGGAAAAUGUAUUUGCAAUAGUGGAUUUGCAGUUAUAGACACAAAAUGCCGAGACAUAGAUGAAUGCACUACAAAUGCUGACAACUGUGACGAUACCAAUGGCGGAUGCACGAACACUGAAGGAUCAUUUACUUGUUCGUGUUACACUGGACAUAACCUUGAGGCUGAUGGUUAUACAUGUACAGCAAUUAUCACAUCGGUAGAUUGCAGUUAUGAUAACAAUGCCUGUACUGUUGAUGGUAAUAGUAUAUGUGAUGCGCAUACCGGUAAAUGCGUUUGCAAUAUUGGAUAUGCAGUUUUUUUUAAAACAAAAUGCGAAGAUAUAGACGAAUGUACUGCAAAUACCGACAACUGUGACGAUACAAAUGGCGGAUGCACGAACACUGCAGGAUCAUUUACUUGUUCGUGUAACGCUGGAUAUAACCUUGAGGCUGAUGGUUUUACAUGUACAGAUAUAGAUGAAUGUGCUGCAAAUACUGACAACUGUGACAAUACAAAUGGUGGAUGCACGAACACGGCAGGAUCAUUUACUUGUUCAUGUAACGCUGGGUUUAACCUUGAGGCUGAUGGUUUUACAUGCACAGAUAUAGACGAGUGUAGUACAUAUACAAACAUUUGUGGCCGUUCUGAUGUACAAUGUACCAAUACUGAUGGAUCGUAUACCUGUUCAUGUAACACUGGAUAUAUACUUUAUAAUAAUUCAUGUACAGUGGCACCAGGAACACCGAGAGCCUUUACAAUAGACUAUAUUCAGCAUAACAAGGCCCGAUUGUCGUGGUUACCUGGCAACAAUGGAGGGUUAACACAAACGUUUGUUAUACAGUUAGGAACUGGUGAAAGUUCUUGGGAAGAUACAGAAGUGCAAGAUGGAGUCAAACAUAAUGAUCAAACAAUUUCUAAAAUUCUGACAGGUCUUAGGGAUUCUACAACAUACUUCGUACGAAUGUACGCAUAUAACGACGUUGGAAAUAGUCCUCUUUCGGAAAUUCUUAUUUUUACUACGUCACCUAUCAAAGUUGAAACAGAAACUAAAACUACAACUACAUUAAUCGUGGGCAUUGUCUUAAGUGUAGUGAUAGUUGUGGUUAUAUCGUAUGCGAUUUAUGUAACAAUCCAACUUAAAAGAACGCGAGACUCUGUCCAAAAGGAUGGUCGCGUGCAGAAAAAAGACGGUCAAGUGAAUAUACAUAUCGAAGACAAUACAGAUAUCCCGGACAGGGGAGGGUAUGAAAAUCCAUAUACUGACCUCAGGACAGAAAUGAGGGAUUCAAGAUCUCCAUACGAAGCCAUAUCAACUAUGUAAAGAAAACAUCGACAGAAAUAUAACACUUAGAUAUAAAAUUUUAGCUCAUAUAUUUAAGUCGAACACAAUAUAUUUUGUACAUAAAGUGAAAAAGAUAGCAAUGUAUUUAGCUAAAGCUUUUUGUGUAAACAUUUUGAAUGAAUUUAGUGGGAAAUGGUUUUUAUUACAUUUGUUUUGUGUUAUUUUCUAAAAAGUUUAAAUAUAUACUAUGCUCCUCUUUGGGAAAAUGCUUUUAUUGUCGAAAUUUAAAGUUAGAGUAAUAAAUCUGGACAAUGGAUAAUCCCUCAGAUGCAUUGAAAACAACAAUAAAAUAUGACAACUUUUGGCCCAUUUGAAAGGAUUUGUUCAUUAGAGAUAAUGUAAAAGGUGCAAUAUUUAUCACGCCCUAUAUUACCUGCGUAAUCUUAUUUCAAUCUUAACAAUUACAUGCCAGAAUUAAUGACCUCAAAGGACCAGAAAAAAUACAACAACAAGAACUUAGAUAAGGUUCGUUGUAUGAAAGUACAUGUGUGGUGUUAUUGUGAAGCUUUCGGAAGCGGCUUCCUUUUUGGAAUGCAGUGGGUUUUUGGAGAUGAUUCAUCAUUCUGGGGGCAGUGAUUGAUAAAAAGAAACGUCAUUGACUUAUCAUGCUUUAAUGGCCCGUAAAUACUUAUUAAUAAUGUUAUUUUAUCAUACGAACAUUUUUUUAUAAAUAUUUACAAGAUAUGAUAUCAGAAAAAAACAAUUGUUAUUUGUUUUAAAUGAUUUCUCCGCAAAGAUUAAAGCUUGUUAACAUGUAAUAAAUGGAUUGGCAUCAUAUUGGCAAUCAAUUUAAAUUACACACGACUGCAUAUUGGGUAUUGAAAAAAUAAUUGGCAUCACAUUGUAUAAACAGUUUGUUUUCAUAUAGGUUAUCACCUUAUUUCUGCUGCUGAUAAUUUUAAUCAUUUAUAUUUGUUUGUUAUUGCCAAUAAUCAGUGAAUUAUAAUAAACCCUACCUAGAAUAAUUUAGUUUGGUACUAACUUUAUUGCAAGUCAAUGGUGUUGUGGUAAGAUAUUCGCUUAAGAUGUGUGAAAAAAUAGAGAAAAUAAGAC
Ruditapes philippinarum (Manila clam) is the source of this 3174-nucleotide messenger RNA. Its product is annotated as fibrillin-1-like. The coding region runs from base 127 to 2100 and encodes 657 amino acids. Lineage: Eukaryota; Metazoa; Mollusca; Bivalvia; Venerida; Veneridae. The record is from RefSeq and is a predicted model, not a curated record. The transcript is spliced from 16 exons. Gene Ontology annotation, molecular function: calcium ion binding; protein binding.